Thlaspi arvense is the source of this 1935-nucleotide messenger RNA. The record is from the annotation of a GenBank genome assembly. NCBI's taxonomy places the organism in Eukaryota, Viridiplantae, Streptophyta, Magnoliopsida, Brassicales, Brassicaceae.
CAGACUUAUAUUUUCUUCCAUUGACUUAUUUAAAGAAGGUAAGAGUUCGUCAAACUUCACUUCUCAUUUUUCUCUCCUAUGGAUGAUCCCGUUGCCAGAAGGCUGGUUAAGCCCCAUACCGAAUCAGAGUCCGGCACACCUGGAGAAGAUGAUCGGACCGAAACAUCAAUCCAACAACAGAGUCAUGUAACUGUUCUAACAGAAGAAUAUAUUCGGGGGAUGAUGGAAAGGGAUAUUCAAAAGGUUUCCGACAUUUGCUUCAUCUCCGAAGCUGAUGCCACACUUCUGCUACCAAAAUUUCGCCGGAGUGUUAGUAGAUUCCAUACGGAAUGGUUUGAUGAUGCUAAAAGUGUUAGAAAAAGCGUUGGCUUAUUGGAGAGACCACUUGAUCAACCUUCUGAUGACAAAGAAUUCUUUUGCGGAGUCUGUUCCAAAUUUCACCCACUUGAGAAGUCUGCAUCGGUUUCUUGUGGCCAUCGUGUAUGCACUUGCUGCUGGACAAGGCAUAUCAGCAAUAUCAUCAACGAAGCUCCAGCUACUGAAUGGGAUUGGAGACUAAAAUGUCCUUACUCUUGUCCAGCUUCUGUUGGUCGAGAUAUGAUCGACAGGUUUGCUUCCGAGGAAGAUAAGUCAAAGUACGAUCGAUAUCUACUUAAAUCCUACGUUGAAGACAGCAAAACGAUGAUAUUGUGUCCUCGUGUUGCCUCGGGCCGUAGCUGCGCAAUUGAUGUUAGUCCUGCCGAUUCUGGAAAAUCCGCUGUCUACUGUGUCUGCUUGCUUAGCUUCUGUUGGAAUUGCAGCAAGGACGUUCACAGUCCUGUUGACUGUAAAUCAGCUGCAAAAUGGUUAGCAAUGAACAGCUCCGAGUUUCAAGACCCGAACUGGAUUCUGGCCAAUACAGUGUCUUGUCCUAAGUGUAAGCGAAGGAUCGAAGAAGGUCAAGAUUUUUCACUCAAGAUGCAAUGCUUACCACCUUGUAAUUACGAUUUCUGCUGGCUCUGCCGUAGCGACUGGAGUGAACAUGGGGAAGGAGCUUGUGACAUUGAUGCUGUCUCGUAUGAAGAGGCUGAUCAACAGUGGAAAACGGCAGAACUUGCUGCAGAUAGAUACGCAGAUUAUUAUGAAAAUUGGAAGAGUAAUGAAUUGUUAAUGGAAAAGGCAAAAGCAGCCCUCCAGCAAUCACACGCUGAACUUAUUCCGAAUCUAAGUAACACACAGUUAGCAACUGUACCGCAGCUUCAGUUCAUUGCAGAAGCUUGGUAUCAGAUCAUGGAAUGUAGAAGGGUCCUGAAAUGGACUUAUGCUUAUGGAUAUUACCUAAGAGAGGACGAGGUCGAAAAGCAAGAUUUCUUGAAGCAUAAGCAAGUGGAUGGGGAGAUUCCUUUGGAAAAACUCUUUUACUAUGCACAACAUGAACUGCAGAAGUUUCUUGACGCCGAGGGGAUAUCAGAAGAUUUUGCUCAAUUCAAAUUCACAUUAACUAGACUAACUAGCAUAACGCGAAAUCACUACGAGAGACUGGUGAGGGAACUUGAGGAUGGGUUGACUAAUGUUGUCCCUGCUUCGAGGCCUCAAAGAGCAUGUAGCGAGGAUCAUGCUAGUGGUUCGCCGUAAUCAAUGACGAUUAGUCGCGGCUAAUUGUUGAUUAUUCAAAUAAAAAAUUAUUUAAUUUGAUGAUUGCGGAUUUCGGCUUAAUUGUCACAUGACGAGGCUGUUAAAACUUGAUUAUGAUAAACUCGUCUGUACACACACUACAUCUUUUUAGUGUUUGCAUUCUCUAAAUAUAAUCUUUUUAGUGUUUGCAUUCUCUAAAUAUAAUAUUUUUAGUGUUUUCAUAAUAAGUGUCAUUUAGAGAAAAUGUAUCUACAUUAUAACUGAAUGUAUCUGGAUGUAUUUUAAGUUUAAUAUAUCUAAAUAUAUUGCAGAUACAUUUUC